This is a messenger RNA of Galeopterus variegatus (Sunda flying lemur), 6968 nucleotides long. RefSeq names its product NEDD4 binding protein 1 (gene N4BP1). Gene Ontology annotation, cellular component: PML body; nucleus. The coding region runs from base 46 to 2469 and encodes 807 amino acids. Lineage: Eukaryota; Metazoa; Chordata; Mammalia; Dermoptera; Cynocephalidae. The transcript has 7 exons. Gene Ontology annotation, biological process: negative regulation of protein ubiquitination; negative regulation of proteasomal ubiquitin-dependent protein catabolic process. The record is from RefSeq and is a predicted model, not a curated record.
AUCUGUGAACCUGAACUAGAAGAAAGAGAAUGUUACCCCAAGGCCAUGCACUGCAUUUUUGUUGGGGCACAGAGCCUGUUUCUGAAGAGCUUGAUUCAGGAUACUUGUGCUGACCUCUGCAUUCUGGACAUUGGCCUUCUUGGCAUCAGAGGAAGUGCUGAGGCUGUGGUCAUGGCUAGGAGUCACAUUCAGCAGUUCGUAAAGCUUUUUGAGAAUAAUGAGAGCCUACCCAGCAGUCAGAAAGAAUCAGAGGUGAAAAGGGAAUUCAAACAAUUUGUUGAAGCCCGUGCCGACAAUUAUACAAUGGAUUUGUUGAUUUUGCCCACUUCCUUGAAAAAAGAACUUUUGACACUCAUACAAGGUGAGGAGAAUCUAUUUGAAACAGGAGAUGAUGUUAUUGAAAUUAGAGAUUCUGAACAAACAGAGUUUACACAAAAUGCUGCCACAGGGCUCAAUAUUUCCAGAGAUGAAAAUAUUUUGCAGGAAGAUGCAAGAAAUGAAGCCGGGACUCCUGUUUCUGAGCUUACAAAGCAAAUGGACACAGUAUUUUCUAGUUCACCGGAUGUGCUUUUUGUUCCAAUAAAUGGUCUAGCCCCAGAUGAAGAGGCGCUUUCCAAAGAGAGAGUUUGUCACAAAAGGAGAUUUUCUGAUUCUGAAGAAAGGCAUACCAAGAAGCAGUUUUCUUUGGAAAAUGUUCAGGAGGGAGAGCUUUUGCAUGAUGAUAAGACAUCAGCUGGAAAUGUAAUCAUUGACCUGUCUGAUCCUUCCACUGAUUCUGAAAAUUUAAAUCCAGAUGUAAAAGAUACUACUGAAGAAAUGGAAUACAAUAUCCUCGUAAACUUUUUUAAAACCAUGGGCUAUUCCCAAGAAAUUGUUGAAAAGGUCAUUAGGGAAUAUGGGCCAUCUACUGAACCAUUAUUGCUCUUAGAGGAAAUUGAAAAAGAAAAUAAAAGGUUCCAAGAAGACAGAGAAUUUUCACCUGGUUCUUUGUCUCCAGAGAUCAACAAAACCAAAAAUAAGGGUAUUUGUAGCAACAUAAAUGAGCUUACAACAGAUUCCACUCCAAAGAAAACACAGUCUCACACACAGCAAAAUAUGGUAGAAAAAUUUUCUCAGUUACCAUUCAAAGGAGAAGCUAAACCAUGUACCUCAAAUUGCAAAAUUAAUGCUUUCAGAACAGUGCCAAUAGAACAGAAGCAUGAAAUCUGGGGUUCAAACCAGAUUUGUAAUAUAGAUCCUGAGACUGAUGGCCUUUCAUCCUCUGUUACCCCUUCGAGUCCCAAAGAAAUCAGUUUUGUUUCAAGGGGAGCUUCAAGUAACCAGCCCAGAAUUCCAGUUUUUCCUGAAAAUGGUUUGCAGCAGCAAGCAGAACCAUUGCUUCCAAAUAAUAUGAGAUCUGCAUGUGAAAAACGUUCGGGAUGUUGUAGCUCUCAGUCGAAACCAAACUGUCCACCCCUUUCUCCACCAUUUCCACAGUCCCAGUUACCACCACCUUCAAUUUGUGAUGCAAGGUUGGCAGGACCUUCUGAUCAUAUUGAUUCCUCAGUUACUGGGGUUCAAAGGUUUCGAGAUACUCUAAAAGUACCCUACAAGCUGGAAUUAAAAAAUGAACCAGGGAGAACAGAUUUGAAGCACAUUGUCAUAGAUGGGAGCAAUGUUGCAAUUACCCAUGGUCUGAAAAAGUUCUUUUCUUGUCGUGGAAUUGCAAUUGCAGUUGAGUAUUUUUGGAAGCUUGGCAACAGAAACAUUACCGUAUUUGUCCCGCAGUGGAGAACAAGGCGUGAUCCUAAUGUUACAGAACAGCACUUCUUAACCCAGCUCCAGGAGCUUGGAAUAUUAUCUUUAACUCCUGCCCGGAUGGUCUUUGGAGAAAGAAUUGCUUCUCAUGAUGACAGGUUUCUACUACACUUAGCAGACAAAACUGGUGGCAUAAUUGUAACCAAUGAUAACUUCAGAGAAUUUGUGACUGAGUCAGUUUCUUGGCGAGAAAUUAUCACAAAAAGAUUGCUUCAGUAUACAUUUGUGGGGGACAUAUUUAUGGUUCCUGAUGAUCCUCUGGGAAGAAGUGGACCUCGAUUAGAAGAAUUUCUUCGGAAGGAAGUCUUUCUUAGAGAUAUGCAGCCCCUUCUCAAUGCCCUGCCAAAUGUGGGCAUGUUUGACCCCAGCUUCAGAGUCCCUGGCACCCAGGCAGCCAGCACCAGCCACCAGCCUCUGACCCGGAUUCAGGGAGCUCCUCCAAGUCACUGGCUUCCUCAGAAGCCCCACUUCCCACUCCUGCCAAACCUUCCCAAUAUCCAGCAGAAUCUGCCCAUUCCAGCACAGAGAUCUUCUGCAGAAACCAACGAGCUGAGAGAAGCCCUUCUGAAGAUCUUCCCUGACUCAAAGCAAAGACUGAAAAUUGACCAGAUCUUGGUGGCCCAUCCGUUCAUGAAAGACCUGAACGCGCUGUCUGCCAUGGUGUUGGAUUGAAGAUCGUGCUGAGAAGCUUGAGCUCAGGGCCAACUGAUCAAACUCAAGCUAUUGUCUGUAGAUGAUGGGAAGUAACAUAAUGUGGAGAAACCUACUUCACAGUGUAAACGCUGUUGUAUAGAGAAAAAAAAAAAACAAAAACAUGUUUUGUGUAUUAAAAAAAAAUCUGGAUUUUCAAAACCAGCUUUUUUCUAUAUAUAAAUUAUGCUGCUGUUACAGAUUUAACAUUUUCUGUAAAAGGAAAAUCUACAUUUUCUGCCCUUUCAGAACUGUUUAAUAGCAGUUACUCUUGAGUGUACUUACAUUUUUAUGUUUUUUAAACUAUUUUCCUUAAAGCUGAAAAUAUUGACAAACGGAUAUGGUUCGCCUUUCUAAAUAAAAAAGGGUUGCUUUCUUAAGGAAAGCAAAACCUCUUAAAGUAUAUUUUCUUGAGAUGAAUAUGUCACAUCCCCUAACGUGAAGAGUGCUCACCCCUUCCAGCCUCCUCUCCCCUCAACCCCUGGAGUUAUGAGUCCGUAGGAGUUGUUUUGCUCCUGUGGGGUCUUUUGUUGGAGCCAUUUGUGAGAGUGGACAAGUAGUGCCACUAGAUGGCACCUUGUGCCUAGCCAUUGUUAAUGACCAGGGCAAAGUUAGACUCAGAAUUAUCAGGGAUAGAAGAAAUUUCAGAGUUCAUGUAGUCCCACACUUGUUCCCUUUCCACCCUACAAAAGAGCAAACUGAGGCCCAGAGGUUCACCAUUGGACAUGCCCACAACCACAGCUGUGGGAUGGCUGGGCAGGGACCAGACUCCUCAGCCAGCGCUCUGACAUACGCACCAGGCUGGGGCCUCCCUUCACCUGACUUGACUCUAGAAGCCACAUCUUCGCCUCUGAAGACCAUGAUGAGGUGUGAGGAAGUUCAUCGAGCAGCCCCAUUGUUGUGGCCAUCCUGUGUCCACAACCAUGGCAUAUGCCUCAAUGUAGAGUUUCUACAGCUUUGCCAAAAAAACGGUUUUCUAUUCUCAAGAAUGACCCAAGCCGAUAAAUAUAGCAUUAGUAGCCUCCGUGGGGGUCCCAGAACCCCUGUAUUUAUUUUUCCUGUGUUUAUCUCUUUAGUGUCCUCCUAAACAGCCUUUUCUUUCUCCGAGUUGAUAUCUUGGUAUUGACUUUUUUCAGUGUUGCCCAAAUUCUGUGUCAAUGAAGUUCUUUUCCUGGGUAAUUCCUAACAUCUUUACUGUUCGAACCUUCAAAGGGCUUUGUAUUUUAUACCUGUGCUCUCCCCAGGUUGCUCACGGUCAGUUUCCUAUCUGCCCUGUGGAUCAUGUCUCUUCUCCCAGCCUCCCAGAAGUAGUGCCUGAGGACUUGAUACUGGUUUGUUCUUCAUGGUGAGGAGACUGGAUGACAUCCCAGGAUGCUCCCGCCAGGCAUGUUUUCUCUUGGUUUUCUUUGAUCCCUACAUCCCUUGGGGGAUGAGUCCAGAGCCUUCCGGUUGGCCAGACUUGUACUUCAAUCAUGUUUUCUUUUGGAUGCCUGGAUGAAGCACUCUAACGUGGAAUUGGUUGUCAGCUGUCAUUUUUGUUUUGGGCAGGUUGCCAAGUCACUCAGCUGUGGAAGUAGAAGGACAAGACUGAGGCAAGCCAGAAAGGUGAUUUUCAUCACUGUCCCUGUGCCUCGGCUUCACAGCUGGUUGUUUUCAAAAGCAGAGGUGUCAGGACUGGGGCUGUCCUGCAGGAACUCUGACCUUGUGACUGAAGGUCGAGUCCAGCAGCCUUGCCAAUUCAGUAUUUCUCCUCUGGUUUAGAGAAGAGACAUAGGGGACUCUCCCUGGUUGCCUAGGCUGAGCCUCCAUGAUGCCAGGUGGAGCUGGCUAGGCUGAGAGGAUCACAAGUUUUCUAGGCUCUAGAAGCAGCUUGACCCUUCACCUUUGAGUUCUGUAAGCCUUUGUGUUCUCAGGAGUGUUUAUGAGAAAACUGCCUGUCUCCUGCCUUUUUCCUGGGUAUGGGAGUGAAGGAUGCAGAAGAAUAAGUGGGAGGAGUACAGAAAAGCAUUAAUUACUUACCUUUAUAAAUUAUAACAUGAAACAAUGCACAACUCUUCCUGAAAUCCAUCAAGUUUGGUUAAAUUUAACAUUUAAAACCCAAGUUAUCACGCCAUUAAAAAAGGCUCUUUACCUGUUCUCAGCCUCCUCCUAGUACUAGGCUCAGUGUUGCUGCUAAGUAAGUAUUCAUAGAUACCUCAUGCAGUAGGUAUCUCUGCUGCUACCUUAGGAGUGUUGGCAGUAAUGCUUCCAUGGCUUGUAACUCCUUCAGGCUUUUGUGCGUCAUGGCUCUGCAUCCUGUGUUUCAUGGCAUUGCUGUGAAGUAGCUGGCAGGGCAGAGGAUGCCACCCUCAUUGAACAGGUGAGGUGUCUGAUUCCCAGAGUGUGUCCAGGGUCAGAGAAUAAGUAGCUGGGGAGCUGAAUGAUUGCUGGUGUCCUUUCUUCCCUAGGUCCCGGGCCUCCACCUCUGGGAGAGAAAAAGACUCGUUUGACCUUUCUGUUGAGUAGCCUGUGUUUGAGACUAUAGGCUGCCAGUCACGAAAACAGAGUUAGAAGGCAUCUCAGCCAUCCUGGAUGAUGGGUCAGCACUGUUGGGCAGGCUUGGCUGUGUUUGCCAGGUACUCAGGCCUGACGCAGCUUUGGCAGUAAUGAGGACGUAUGGUGUGCUCAUGUAGGCUUGCUGUGGCACUUGUGGAAUGCGGAGGACUCUGAUCUACACACAGAAACCCAUGCUCUCCACAGUGCUCUUAGCCUCCUUCUACCCCCACCAGGUAUCCAGCCCCUCCCCCCACAAGGGCUGUCACUGCAGGCACUGGCCUGCCGACAGUGGGCCUUGGCACCACCGUCCCCGCAGAUCCUGCCUGCCUCCCACACUGCCGAGACGUGGCCUUCCAUUGGAGUCUUCGCACCUCCACCUCUCAUCAGCACUUCCUCGUCCUCACCUGUCUUUCCCUUCGCUGUCCCCCGGAGCCCAUCUCCUCUCAUCUCCUGACUGAUUUGUUCAGUCAGGCACUCUGACUCACCCCCAUUUCUUCAUUAUUUACCUCCGCAUUAUUGUCCACAUAUCUCAGAGCCUUUAGAUGAAAGUAAAUAGCCUGAUUUCCCCUUACGAAUUAUGUUUUUUUAUAACUAAUACUUUCCCUCAAUUUCCCACUCUUCACUUCCCAGUUUGCAAACUUGGCUUCCACCCCACCACGUGACAGUCAUCUAGAAAAGUCAUCGGGGACUAUCUGAUUGUCAAAUUUAGAAGUCUUUUCGCAAUCCUUAAUAGUAGUGUGCAACUCAAUGACCAUAGCAUGUGACACCAUUAACUUUAUUUUCCCUAUUUUUUGAGGUUUCCAUCACUUUCAGACCUUCUUCAUUCUUCUUCCUUCUUUUACCUAAAGCAUAUUCCUUAACACCCUUCCCUUUCUCAACAGGUGGUUGUCAAACUUUGGACCACCUAGAGGACCCAUGGUGGGGAGGGCAACUCUUGCUAAAAAUGCAGAUGAUUGCAUUUUUAAUCCCCCAGAGAUGUCUGUUCAGAAGCUCUGGAGUAAAGCCUGGGAAUCUGCAACUUCAGCACACUCCCUGGAUGAUUCCCAUGUGGGUGGUCCAUGGACCACAUUUUGAGAUACUGGACUCACGUGCAGGGGUCCUAACUCUACUGUCCCCUCUUUGCAGAGACUUCUAAUCCCACCUCUAGCCCUGCCCUUCAGGAAUGAUUUUUCCAUCCUACCUGAAAGCCCUGUGGAAUCCUCAGACUCCCCAGACCCUCAGCCUACAUCUGUUGUCCCUCCUUACUACCCACCGUCCAUGGGGUCCCCUGUUCUGCCCUUGUCCUUCACUCACCACCGCCCUCCAGUCAUGCUCUCACAGCCUCCCUCUGAGCAUUGGUCCCUUACCUGCCAGCCACUUCUCCCCUCUCCCUUCCAGACUCCACAGUGCUGCUAGAUUUAUCUUUCAGAAGCACAUUUCCAGUCACCCCUCUUCCUGAUCAGUGAUCUUCAAUGGCUAUUUAACUAGAGUGUCAAGCUCACACUCCCAUGAGCCUAGUAUUCAUGGCUGCCUGCCGCCCAGCCAUACUUGAUUGUCCCUUUGUACAGCCCCAACCCAAAUGUUCACUGCAGCCACACAGAUGCCCUCGGUUGCCUGCGGGCCUGUGUCUGUGUGUGUGUUCCUCUCUGCUAGAAAUGGCCUUCUCCCAAAUGGCUUCAUUCUGCAAAGGCCUAGCCCUGAGUCCUCUUUGUACCCUUGCCCAGUGCUGCUGACCAGAAGCAGCCCCUGGUGUUCUGUGACCCCACAGCAUUUUGUGUCUCAUUGUCAGCACUUGCCACUCUGGCUGAUGUUGCCGCAGCUGAUUGUGUACUGUGUCUGACCUCCGUUUCUAGACUGUGAGCUCCUCGCGGGCAGGGACCGUCUGUGUUCACUUUUUGUAUUUCCCAUGGCACCUAGCACAGUGCCUUGCACUUGGUAGGUGCUCAAUAAAUGUCUGCGUAAGUGAA